AUGGACUACCCGGGGACCGGUGUCAAGCAGCCGGAGGUCUCCAUCGACCUCAACUCGGUCGACGGAUUCUAUUCGUCGGAUUUUCAAACUUUCCAGAAUACAUCGACACCAAUGAUGACUGGAUACGAUGCACCAAACGGCUCAAUCUCCUCACCAACCGGCCAAAUCUCUGCGAACGCCUACCGUCGAACGAAUGCAGGCGCCGCCGGAAAGUUUAUGGAGAAUAAUGGAUUCGGAUGGUUGUUGGAGGUUAAUGAGGAAGAUCAGGAUCAGAUCCCAUUGCUCGAAGAACUCGACAUCGAUCUAACCGACAUCUACUACAAAAUCCGUUGUGUUCUCCUUCCACUUCCAUAUUUCCGUAUGAAAUUGAAUAUUGUUAGAGAGUCACCCGACUUCUGGGGACCACUUGCCGUCGUGUUGGCUUUCGCCAUUUUGUCACUUUAUGGACAAUUUGGGGUCGUCUCCUGGAUCAUCACAAUGUGGUUCUGCGGUGGAUUCAUGGUGUAUUUCAUCGCCCGCGCCCUUGGCGGAGACGUCGGAUACUCUCAAGUACUCGGAAUCGUCGGAUACUGUCUGAUUCCACUGGUGGUGACGUCAUUGGUCACGCCCCUUUUUAGCGGGUUCCGCCUGCUAUCCAACGCUCUUGGAAUGUUCGGAACCGUCUGGUCGGUUUACAGUGCUGGAACACUACUCUGUGUCGACGAAUUGCAAGCGAAAAAGCCCCUUGUCGUUUAUCCAGUUUUCCUGCUCUAUGUCUAUUUUUAUUCGCUUUAUUCGGGUGUUUAG
Molecule: messenger RNA, 786 nt
Organism: Caenorhabditis remanei
Lineage: Eukaryota; Metazoa; Nematoda; Chromadorea; Rhabditida; Rhabditidae
Exons: 5
Coding region: 1-786 (261 amino acids)
Biological process (GO): endoplasmic reticulum to Golgi vesicle-mediated transport; vesicle fusion with Golgi apparatus
Cellular component (GO): trans-Golgi network; membrane
Source: RefSeq, a predicted model, not a curated record